Cajanus cajan (pigeon pea) is the source of this 2076-nucleotide messenger RNA. Its product is annotated as glucose-1-phosphate adenylyltransferase large subunit 1. NCBI's taxonomy places the organism in Eukaryota, Viridiplantae, Streptophyta, Magnoliopsida, Fabales, Fabaceae. Gene Ontology annotation, molecular function: glucose-1-phosphate adenylyltransferase activity. The record is from RefSeq and is a predicted model, not a curated record. Gene Ontology annotation, biological process: glycogen biosynthetic process.
UAAGAUUUUUCUUUCUCGUGAGGGGUCUAGAAGCCAAUAAAAGCAACCUCUACCUUCAACACCACUCGAUCAUCGCAUUAUAUGCCUAAUAAUUGACCUGUGGUAUGGUUGCUUCUCCAGAUUUCAACUUUAUUGCACGUUUACAAAUUAAUUAAUUUAAUCAUCUUCCCCUUCACAUUUCUUGGUGUCAAGUUCUCAAGGAUUUUGGACAUUUGAUCCAUCACCAUCUUCUUAGAUCACUGCAAUGGCUUCUUCUGCUUGUGUGAACUUGAAAGCUAAUACCCAUUUUGCAAACUGUGAGAAAGGCUACUUUUUUCGUCAAGAAAAUGGCUUUCUAGGGGAAAGAAUAAAAGGUGGCUUGAACAACAGUGUCUUGGUCAUGAAUCAGUUGGAUAAAAGUUCGAGAAGCCAGAAGAGGGUGAAACAUGGUGUUGCAUCUGCUGUUCUCACUUCAAACAAUGCCAAAGAAUCCCUGACCUUGCAAGUGCCUUCAUUCCUGAGACGAAGGGCUGAUCCGAAAAAUGUUGUUUCCAUCAUACUGGGAGGAGGACCAGGGACACAACUCUUUCCUCUCACAAAACGUGCUGCCACACCUGCGGUUCCUGUUGGUGGAUGCUACAGGCUUAUAGACAUCCCUAUGAGCAACUGUCUCAACAGUGGCAUCAAUAAAAUAUUCGUGCUGACCCAGUUCAACUCUGCAUCUCUCAACCGUCACGUCGCCCGCACCUAUUUUGGAAAUGGAAUCAACUUUGGGGACGGGACUGUGGAGGUUCUGGCGGCUACUCAAACACCAGGAGAGGCGGGAAAGAAGUGGUUCCAAGGAACUGCAGAUGCUGUGAGACAAUUCACUUGGGUGUUUGAGGAAGUUAAGAAUACAAACGUUGAGAAUGUGUUGAUCUUGGCUGGAGAUCAUCUAUAUCGAAUGGAUUACAUGGACCUCAUUCAGAGUCACGUUGAUAGAAAUGCUGAUAUUACAGUUUCAUGUGCUGCUGUGGGUGACAGCCGUGCAUCAGAUUAUGGAUUGGUUAAAGUAGAGGACAGAGGCCGCAUCAUUCAAUUUUCAGAAAAACCAAAGGGUGAUGAUCUGAAAGCAAUGCAAGUAGAUACCUCUCUUCUUGGGCUGUCACCCCAAGAUGCAUCCAAGUCACCAUAUAUUGCAUCUAUGGGUGUUUAUGUAUUCAAGACAGAUGUUUUACUCAAUCUUCUGAAAUGGAGAUAUCCCACAUCCAAUGACUUCGGAUCUGAAAUCAUCCCUGCAGCUGUGAAAGACCACAACGUCCAAUCAUAUUUUUUCAGAGACUAUUGGGAAGACAUUGGAACAAUAAAGUCCUUUUACGAUGCUAACUUGGCUCUUACUGAAGAGAGUCACAAGUUUGAAUUUUAUGACCCCAAGACUCCCAUUUACACGUCUCCAGGAUUCCUUCCACCAACGAAGAUUGACAAAUGCCGGAUUGUGGAUGCCAUUAUCUCCCAUGGAUGUUUCCUGAGGGAAUGCACAGUCCAACACUCCAUUGUGGGUGAACGUUCACGUUUAGAUUAUGGUGUUGAGCUCCGGGACACUGUAAUGAUGGGAGCGGACUAUUACCAAACCGAAUCCGAAAUUGCUUCUCUGAUGGCAGAGGGGAAGGUCCCAAUUGGGAUUGGGAGCAAUACCAAAAUUAGGAAUUGUAUUAUUGACAAGAAUGCAAAGAUCGGGAAAGAUGUCAUCAUCAUAAACAAAGAUGGCGUUGAAGAAGCAGAGAGAGAAGAAGAAGGAUUCUACAUUCGAUCAGGAAUCACCAUCAUAAUGGAGAAGGCAACAAUAGAAGAUGGCACUGUGAUAUGAAUGGAUGGCGCUCAUUUGUGGGCUGGUUACCGAAAGGCGAUGGAAGAGGAAUAGUCCCAUGUUUGGGAAGGAAGGGGAAGCUGUUUGAAAUGCUGUGUUGGAUCGGAGAAAGCAGCACAACUCCACCCUAUUUGCUAUAUGAAAAAUAGAAGCUCCCCCCCACCACCAAUACAUGUAAAAAUAGAAUCAAUAAAAGAUGAAAAUGAAAUGCACGAGUAAAUAAAUUGAAGACAUUGAGUGGACACUUUUAA